UUUUUGUGGCGUUCGCAGUGCACUCUGGGAGGUUUGUCCUCUUAGAUGUCAUUGUUGUGAAUUCUGCUUUAGUUUGGAAAGUGUAGUAAAAUUAGGAUGACUGGAUACACAGCGGAUGAAAAGCUCCGAUAUGAGCAGUUGAUAAAGCUUCGGCGACAGUGGCUGAAAGAUCAGGAGCUCACUUCUCGAGAGCCUGUCACUGCACCCAAACCACCUGGCCGCAUCGCCCGAUUCUGGGCUGGAUUCCUGGAGCCCAAGACGCUCUGGAGAUUAUACACUUUUAAAGCUUAUAAUGCUGGUGUGUUUGCUGUCACGCGCCUUCUCAUUCCUGCAUGGGUUGUGCACUACUACAUGAAGUACCACGUCGCUAAAAUGCCAUAUGGAAUUGUUGAUUUAAAACCCAGGCUGUUCCCUGGAGACGUUGUUUUGGAAACUGGAGAAGUUGUCCCAGACCUUCCUGAAGCAGAUUCCCAUGGUCAUCAUUAAACAUGCCAUAUUAUGUUCUGAAAAUCUGCUUCUAUUGUAAAAUUUUGUGUGUAUAUUAUGUCAAUAAAGAUUAUUGAUUCUGAA
Triplophysa rosa is the source of this 570-nucleotide messenger RNA. It is a transcript of the gene ndufb6, whose product is annotated as NADH:ubiquinone oxidoreductase subunit B. The transcript is spliced from 4 exons. Lineage: Eukaryota; Metazoa; Chordata; Actinopteri; Cypriniformes; Nemacheilidae. The record is from RefSeq and is a predicted model, not a curated record. Bases 97 to 486 code for a protein of 129 amino acids. Gene Ontology annotation, biological process: mitochondrial electron transport, NADH to ubiquinone; mitochondrial ATP synthesis coupled electron transport.